Acanthocheilonema viteae is the source of this 1653-nucleotide messenger RNA. The record is from the annotation of a GenBank genome assembly. NCBI's taxonomy places the organism in Eukaryota, Metazoa, Nematoda, Chromadorea, Rhabditida, Onchocercidae.
AUGGAAUUGUUCUGCAGUGUCUCGUAUUUCCUGAUGUCACUGUAUAAACAUACAGAAAGAUUCAAACUGUUUGCCGGAGCUACUUCUACUUUUCGCGAGAGCCGUCUGCUCGCCAAUAGCAUGCUGAAGUCCCGCAAAAAGGACAAAGACGGCAAGACCGAUAAAGAGGAAAAGAAACAGGAAAAAGUACAAAAGGAAAGUAAAGAAGAGAAUAACAGAAAAGAAGAGAAGCAAGCGAGUACUAACAAUCAUAUGAAUGGAAUGGCAACAACAGCACCAGCAUCCAAUCCCCAAAUUAAAACGGUGGAUGUUCCUGAUGAAGUAAUUCCCGUUGAUGCUCCACCUCCAACAUCGCUCAAGAAGCAGGCACUUGUGGGUGGUCCGGCAUUAACGAGACGGGAUCGAAGACAAAGUAGUUCCUUAUUUUUAGUAUCCACUAAUCGAGAACUUGUGAAAUUACCGAAUAUAAAAGAUGCCGAACCUGCUGCGCGAGAGGAAUUAUUUAUUCAGAAACUGCGUCAAUGUUCGGUUGUCUUCGAUUUUGCUGUUGACCCAUUGUCGGACUUGAAAUAUAAAGAAGUGAAGCGAACGACAUUAAAUGAACUGACGGAUUAUAUACUUAGUUGUGAAAAUGUUAUCACAGAAGCGAUAUAUCCAGAAGUUAUUAGCAUGCUUAGCUGUAAUCUUUUCCGCGUGUUGUCUCCACCAUCAAAUCCAACAGGUGCCGAAUUCGAUCCAGAUGAAGAUGAACCCACAUUAGAAGCUGCUUGGCCUCAUUUACAGCUUAUCGAACUUUCCGACAGUGAAGAUCCAAGGGAGCGUGAUUUUCUAAAGACUACACUUCAUCGAAUCUAUGGCAAAUUUCUGGGUCUUAGGGCUUACAUGAGAAAACAUAUAAAUAAUAUAUUCUAUACAUUCAUUUAUGAAACCGAACGACAUAAUGGUAUUGCCGAGCUUUUGGAAAUACUUGGCAGUAUCAUCAAUGGAUUUGCAUUACCGCUUAAAGAGGAACAUAAAACAUUUCUUCUUCGUGUUCUUAUUCCUCUCCACAAAGUGAAAUCGCUGUCUGUAUAUCACCCACAGUUGGCAUAUUGUGUGGUUCAAUUCCUGGAAAAAGAUCCUACUCUUACUGAACCAGUUAUCUUAUCUCUGCUCAAAUUUUGGCCCAAGGUUCAUAGUCCAAAAGAGGUGAUGUUUUUAAAUGAAUUCGAAGAAAUCUUAGAUGUGAUUGAGCCAGCUGAAUUUCAAAAGGUGAUGAUACCGCUUUUCCAGCAACUGGCAAGAUGUGUUUCUUCACCACAUUUCCAGGUAGCCGAAAGAGCGCUUUAUUACUGGAACAACGAAUAUAUCAUGUCAUUAAUCAGUGACAAUGCUGUUGUAAUCUUGCCCAUCAUGUUUCCGGCACUCUAUCGAAAUUCAAAAAACCAUUGGAAUAAUUCACUAGCAUUGCUUUCGAUUAAUGAAAAUGCGGGGAUGGAACCAGUGGAUCCAACUAAAAUCAAGCAACAAGCAGCACGAUAUGCGGUGGACUAUGUCCAAGAACGACCAUUAGUACGUCGAAAGAGCGAACUACCACAUAAUCCAAAUAUUGACCGAGCUUUGGAUGAACAUCGACGACAUGAACCUUAUUUGUCUACCGUACCGCAUGAAUAG